AAACUCUCAAGCUAUUGAGUGUUGAGUGUCCAACAUCCGCCUCUUCAAUUAACCUAGCAGAAGCGUUUUGUUCCAUGCCUAACCUGACUAAACUGAAACUAGAGAGUAGCAAUUUCCAGGAGGAGUUCUAUUCUACACUGAAUGCAAAGGCGCCGACCUUACAGGUCCAAACUCUCGAGCUAUGGAAUGUUCAGUGUCCAACAUCCGCCUCUUCAAUUAACCUAGCAGAAGCUUUGUGUUCCAUGCCAAACCUGACUCACCUGACACUAAGUGGAAAGGAGUUCAAGAAGGAGUUCUUUGCUACACUGAAUGCGAAAGCCUUACAUGUCCAAACUCUCGAGCUAUGGGAUGUUCAGUGUCCAACAUCCGCCUCUUCAAUUAACCUAGCAGAAGCUUUGUGUUCCAUGCCAAAGCUGACUGACCUGACACUAGGUGGAAUUUUCCAGGAGGAGUUCUUUGCUACACUGAAUGCAAAGGCCUUACAGGGUUCCUUUCCUCAAAUCAGGAACGGAAAUUUCAGGUUCAAUGGAGAUUCCCAAGCGGAUAUCGAUUCAUUCCUGCAGUCGCUCACUGACUGUCGAUCGGUGAAUACUCUUGCACUCACAUUGCUGAAGCAUGAGUGAAGAAUUCGGAUAUCACAGCCAUCAGAAUACCUUCAAGAGCCACAUC
Molecule: messenger RNA, 669 nt
Organism: Strongylocentrotus purpuratus (purple sea urchin)
Lineage: Eukaryota; Metazoa; Echinodermata; Echinoidea; Camarodonta; Strongylocentrotidae
Exons: 5
Coding region: 75-623 (182 amino acids)
Source: RefSeq, a predicted model, not a curated record